CUUGGCCUCCAAUCUAGGUCCAAAGUCUCCCUUAAGCCCAGGCACUGAGAACGGCUGGAGGCUUCAUACCACUGGGCUCCAUCUCCCCCUCUCAGGGGUUUGGGGCCCAUCUGAAGUCCCAAGACCAAUGGCAAGCAGAGAGGAUGAACUUCGGAGCUGUGCUGUAUGUGGGGACAGGGCCACUGGCUAUCACUUCCAUGCCUUGACCUGUGAGGGUUGCAAAGGGUUCUUCAGGAGAACUGUCAAGAAGGGCAUGGGACUCACUUGUCCUUUUGAACAAUGUUGUGAGGUCAGCAAAAACCAGCGGCGCCACUGCCCAGCUUGCAGGCUACAGAAAUGCCUCGAUGCAGGCAUGAGGAAGGACAUGAUCCUGUCAGCAGAAGUCCUGGCACAGAGACGGGCAAAGCAGGCACAAAAGCGGGCAGAACAGGAACCUACGCAGCUGACUCAGAAGCAGGAGGCAUUAGUCCAGGUGUUGCUGGGGGCUCAUGCCCGCCAUGUGGGCACCAUAUUAUUUGACCAGUUUGUGCAGUUCCGGCCCCCAGCCCACCUGUUCUUCCACAACCAGCCGGCGCCCCCCCAGCCGCCUGUCCUGCCAUUGCUCAUACACCUGGCAGACAUCAGCACCUUCAUGGUACAGCAAGUGAUCAAGUUUACCAAGGACCUGCCCCAUUUCCGGUCUCUGCCCAUGGAAGAUCAGAUAUCCUUACUGAAGGGCGCAGCCCUGGAAAUCUGCCACAUCGAGCUCAACACCAUUUUCUGCCCCUACAGCCACGCUUUCCUGUGCGGACCUCUCCGCUAUACCCUCCGGGACGCGGCUCAUGUGGGCUUCCAGGAGCAUUUUCUGGAGGAGAUGGUUCGUUUCCACAUGACACUGAGGCGAAUGCAGCUGCAGGAGCCCGAGUAUGCGCUUAUGUCGGCCUUGGCCCUCUUCUCUCCAGACCGACCUGGCGUGACCCAACGGAAGCAGAUUGACCAGGUGCAAGAGGAAAUGGCGCUGACGCUUCACAGCUACAUCAGGGGCCAGCAAGCUCGGCCCAAAGGCCGGUUCUUGUAUGCAAAGAUGCUUGGGGUACUGGCAGAACUUCGACGUCUCAGCAUGGAAUACGAGCGCCAGCUGCAGCAUAUUCACGAGCUGUUUGCCAUGAUGCCUCUGCUACAGGAAAUCUGCAGCUGAGAUGCUGCCCGCCCCCACCCCCCAGCACGUCCUCACCUAACAACCUGUCCCUACCCACCCACCAGGGAGAUUCCCCAUACAUCUACUCUAACAAUAGCAGCAGCUAGCCCUGCCUUCACCUCUGCAUGGUUCCUACAGGGCCAUGAAGGUAUUUGUGUCCAGAUCCAAAGUCAAGACCAGCAGUAAGAAAGAGGUCCAGGGGCCACACACCCCACCCAAGGUGAACAAUGAAUGACUAAGGCAACACCGUUUCUUCAUGCUGCUGUCGAGGAAGGGCCAUAUAUUCAUUCAUUCAUUCUCUAGUCUGCACAGGGAAGGGGUCAGAGCUGGUUUCACAAGUGAAGCAGUGCCCACUGGAUACAGGCUGAAGCAGCCACAGCCCUGUUCCCUACUCCAGCACUAGACCCAGAGCUGAUGAGUAGGAUGGUAUUUGUACCCACCUAGGUUUCUUAGCUCUGCUGAGGGUCAGUGAGGAAAAGGAUUGGCUUUAAUACACAGGGAUGGAAGAAAGCAAUCAGACAUAAUCACAGCCCUCCCCCUCAGUCCAGAGCCUGCCAGACUCAAGGGCUUGGAGAGGAAAGCAGUCAGGCUAGAGUUCUGGGGGAUAGACAGGAGAGCCUCCCAUCCUGCCCAUUUUGAUAGCUCCACUUAGCAGGGGGGCUCUGUCCAGGUCCCCACUUGUCCAAUGGAGUCACACUGAGCAAACUGGUCUCUGGGGAAAGACCCAGACCCUGGCUCUCUCUCUAUCUCUCUCUCUCUGAUGGCUUCAAGUGGUCAGGGGAGCCAUCUCCAGCUUUCUCAUCCCACAGUGAUGCUGAAGCCACAGUGAAAUCUGUUACGCCAGUGAUUGAGGAAGGCUCCAAGUGCCAGGGUGACAGGCAGAGGGGGCAUCUUCUUCUCUAACACAGCAGCAACACACCAGUUGCUAUCCACGAGGCCUGCAAAAAAUAAUACAGACUAUCAGAGAAGGGAGCCAACAUCAUACCUUGGGGGUGGGAGGGAGAGCAUAAUAGAUAAGCAUCCUUAAGUCAGUCAAUAAAUACACAUAUAUAUAUA
Molecule: messenger RNA, 2233 nt
Organism: Trichosurus vulpecula (common brushtail)
Lineage: Eukaryota; Metazoa; Chordata; Mammalia; Diprotodontia; Phalangeridae
Gene: NR1I3
Product: nuclear receptor subfamily 1 group I member 3
Exons: 9
Coding region: 128-1177 (349 amino acids)
Biological process (GO): positive regulation of transcription by RNA polymerase II; cell differentiation; negative regulation of transcription by RNA polymerase II
Molecular function (GO): nuclear receptor activity; zinc ion binding; RNA polymerase II cis-regulatory region sequence-specific DNA binding
Source: RefSeq, a predicted model, not a curated record